GAGGAAGCCCCUUGUUGUUAAAGAACAACGGAGAGCUUUUACAUGUCGAUAGAAGAGGCUUGAGCGGCGUGCAUUUUUUGCUUUAUAUCCAAGCUUUUAGCUAUGGAGCUUUGAGCGAGAGCUAGGGUUUUCACUCUCGUAGACGAACGAAGCGCCAACGCUGUGCGACAAUCGCGAGCGCGAAAUUUCCAGCAAGAGCUAGGUAAGAAUGCCGCGCAGAAGAAAGACGCCGAAAGCGCCUGGGGAGACGUCCAGUCGGCCCGGCGACGAGGCCGACAGGCCCGAUCCCUCGACCGCGGCCGAGAUUUUCCGAAAUGCGCCCGCGCCAACGCCCGCGCCGCGAGCGCAGAUUGUUCCUUCUCAGCCUCCUCGCGCUGCUAUGGGAGCUCCUCCGAGGCCUCAGGUCCCGCGAGGAGGAGGGCGAGAAGGCGGCGGGAAUGGAAACGGUGGAAGAUAUGGAAGGGGUCGCGCUGGAAGGGGCUUUCCUCCUCACGAGCCCGGCCAUCAGGCUUCUACAUCGUCGGCGGUGGUGGCUUCUCAGCAGUCUCAAGCUUACUCAGUCCCUUACGGGAUGGCUCCUUACUACGGCGUUCCUCCUCCAAUUCAUUUUGGUCAGAUAGCGCAAUUUCCUGGAAUACCAUACGGCCAGGCGCCUCCUCAAGCUCCUCCGUAUGGCCACACCGGCGUGACAAUGCCGUUGGCUGGGCCUUCUACGAGUCUCAUCGAGGAGAAGCUGGGGAGCUUGCAAGUGCAGCCGCCGGAAGAGCCUCCUCGCACUCUUGUAUCCAGCAAAGCUCUCGGUUUCCCUCGAAGGCCAGGCAAAGGUGUGAUGGGCUCCAAGUGCGUGGUGAAGGCGAAUCACUUCUUUGCUGAGCUUCCUGACAAGGAUCUUCAUCAAUAUGAUGUCACAAUCACUCCCGAGGUUACAUCGCGAGGGGUGAAUAGAGCGGUCAUGGAGCUGCUCGUGAAGCUCAACAGGGAGGCUCUGGGUCGCAGACUUCCCGCUUAUGAUGGAAGGAAGAGCUUGUACACUGCUGGUCCACUUCCUUUUCAGUAUAAAGAUUUCCAGGUGACCCUCCCUGACGAAGAGGACGGAACAAAUGCGCCAAGGAGGGAGAGAUCCUUCAAGAUUGUUAUAAAAUUCGCGGCACGCGCGGACUUGCACCAUCUGGGAGAGUUUCUGGCCGGAAGGCAGCCCAAUGCACCCCAGGAAGCUCUCCAAGUUCUCGACAUCGUGUUGCGUGAGCUUCCCACUCACAGGUAUUCGCCUGUUGGACGAUCAUUUUAUUCCCCUGAUCUUGGACGGCGACAGCCACUCGGGGAUGGCCUGGAAAGUUGGCGCGGGUUUUACCAAAGUAUCAGGCCGACGCAGAUGGGAUUAUCGCUUAACAUCGAUAUGUCGUCAACUGCAUUCAUUGAGCCCUUGCCGGUAGUGGAUUUUGUUGGACAGCUUUUGGGGAAGGAUCUCAGUAGACCUCUCUCGGACGCUGAUCGCAUUAAGAUCAAAAAGGCAUUGCGGGGAGUGAAGGUUGAGGUUACCCACCGAGGUACAAUGCGGCGGAAGUACAGGAUAUCUGGCUUGACCUCACAGCCAACGCAAGAACUCACGUUUCCUGUCGACGAAAGAGGAACUUUGAAGUCAGUGGUCGAGUAUUUUCGCGAAACCUAUGGCUACACUAUACGCAGUCCAUCUUUGCCUUGUCUUGCCGUUGGUAACCAACAAAGACCAAACUACCUACCGAUGGAGGUUUGCAAAAUUGUCGAAGGUCAGCGCUACUCGAAGAGACUGAACGAACGGCAGAUCAAUAACCUUUUGAAGGUCACAUGCCAGCGUCCCAAGGACCGUGAGAACGAUAUUCUUCAGACUGUCCGCCACAACGCUUAUCACGACGAUCCUUAUGCGCAAGAAUUUGGCAUCCGCAUCAGCGAUAAGCUAGCUUCGGUGGAAGCCCGGAUACUACCGGCACCACGGUUGAAGUAUCAUGAUACUGGACGGGAGAAAGACUGCCUUCCUCAAGUUGGGCAGUGGAAUAUGAUGAACAAGAAAAUGGUGAACGGAGGAAGUGUCAACUAUUGGGCGUGCAUAAACUUCUCUCGGGGAGUCCAGGAUUCCAUUGCACACGAUUUCUGUGCUGAGUUAGCUCUCAUGUGUCAGAUUUCUGGCAUGGCGUUUACUCCGGAGCCCAUUGUUCCCGUGCAACCUGCAAGGCCAGAUCAAGUGGAGCGUGCGCUGAAAAUGCUUUGUGGGGAAGUUCAAUCAAAAGCUAAAGGGAAAGAGUUGGAAUUACUCAUUGCAAUCUUACCAGAUAGCAAUGGUGCUUUGUAUGGGGAUCUGAAGAGAAUAUGUGAAACGGAUCUUGGGCUGAUAUCGCAGUGUUGCUUAACUAAGCACGUCUAUAAAAUGACCAAGCAAUAUCUGGCUAACGUUGCUCUGAAAAUCAACGUCAAGGUUGGUGGGAGAAACACAGUUCUUGUAGAUGCGCUUUCGAGGAGAAUACCGCUUGUCAGCGACAUUCCGACGAUCAUAUUUGGUGCGGAUGUCACUCAUCCUCACCCUGGAGAGGAUUCGAGUCCAUCGAUAGCUGCGGUUGUUGCAUCGCAAGAUUGGCCCGAGGUGACGAAGUAUGCGGGAUUAGUUUGUGCUCAAGCACAUCGUCAAGAACUGAUACAAGAUCUCUACAAGACCUGGACAGACCCACAAAGCAAAACUAUAAUGCACGGUGGAAUGAUCAGGGAGCUGUUGCUAGCCUUCCACAAAGCGACGGGAAGAAAGCCGCUGAGGAUCAUUUUUUACAGAGAUGGAGUGAGCGAAGGCCAGUUUUAUCAGGUUCUAUUACAUGAGCUUGAUUCUAUCAGAAAGGCGUGUGCAUCUUUGGAAGGAAACUAUCAACCUCCGGUGACUUUCGUAGUGGUCCAAAAGCGACAUCACACACGGUUGUUUGCAAACAAUCACAAUGAUAGGGAGUCGAGAGACAAGAGCGGCAACAUCCUUCCAGGUACUGUGGUGGAUACGAAGAUCUGUCAUCCCACGGAAUUUGAUUUCUACCUCUGCAGUCACGCUGGAAUACAGGGAACUAGUCGGCCGGCACAUUAUCAUGUGCUUUGGGAUGAAAACACUUUCACGGCUGAUGGUUUGCAGUCAUUAACGAACAACCUAUGCUACACAUACGCGCGCUGCACGAGAUCUGUGUCAAUAGUGCCUCCAGCAUACUACGCCCACUUGGCUGCAUUCAGAGCAAGGUUUUAUAUGGAGCCAGAGACAUCGGACAGCGGAUCUCUGACUAGUGGAGCCGGACCUGGGAAGAGUACCACGACUGGCAGCUCGGGAUCACGCAGCGGACGCACUGGUGUCCGGCCACUGCCGCCAGUCAAGGAUAACGUGAAAAGCGUUAUGUUCUACUGCUGAUAUCAUUGUCGAGGUCGCUUUGUUUUUCUUUUUUCAUACUUUUCCUUUAGUGCUACUACCUUCGUCCUCGAUAGGGACGUGUGUGAUUUUGUUUUGCAAUGCAGAUGUUUAAUUCUCAACAA
Messenger RNA from Selaginella moellendorffii, 3528 nucleotides. Its product is annotated as protein argonaute PNH1. The record is from RefSeq and is a predicted model, not a curated record. Gene Ontology annotation, biological process: regulatory ncRNA-mediated post-transcriptional gene silencing. Gene Ontology annotation, molecular function: protein binding; RNA binding. The transcript has 23 exons. Gene Ontology annotation, cellular component: cytoplasm. NCBI's taxonomy places the organism in Eukaryota, Viridiplantae, Streptophyta, Lycopodiopsida, Selaginellales, Selaginellaceae. The coding region runs from base 209 to 3406 and encodes 1065 amino acids.